UGUUCCCCCGCUAAGAUGGCGGCUCCCUUGGUGCUGGGGAUUCUGGUGGCCGUCACGGUCCGGGCCGUGCUGUACCGAUCCAGCCUGGCCGGGUUCAUCUCCGAGCGGGUCGAGGUGGCGUCCCCUUUAAAUGCCUGGAAGCGAGUUGUCGAAGGGCUAGCUUUGCUGGAUUUGGGUGUCUCGCCCUAUUCUGGAGAUGUCUUCCAUGAAACCCCGUUAAUAAUAUACUUGUUUCAUUUCCUGAUUGAAUAUUCUGAGUUGGUGUUCAUGAUAACUGAUGUGCUGACUGCUGUUGCCCUCUACUUGGCCGUCCAGGACUUCAACAAAGUUGUGUUUAAAAAGCAAAAACUCCUAAUGGAACUGGAUCAGUAUGCAUCAGAUGUGGCCGAACUCAUCCGGACCCCGAUGGAAAUGCACUACAUCCCCCUCAAAGUAGCACUGUUUUAUCUCCUAAAUCCAUACACAGUGAUGUCUUGUGUUGCAAAGUCCACCUGUGCCAUCAACAAUACUGUCAUUGCAUUCUUCAUUUUGACUACAAUAAAAGGUAGUACCCUCCUCAGUGCUAUAUUCCUGGCCUUAGCGACAUACCAGUCACUGUAUCCUCUCACCUUGUUUGCACCAGCAUUGCUGUAUCUUCUACAGCGUCAGUUCAUACCAGUGAAACUGAAAAGCAAAGGCUUCUGGUUGUACGCCACGCAAUAUGCAGCACUGUAUCUCUGUAGCUUGGUGGUAAUUGUCUGCCUCUCAUUCUUCCUCCUCAACUCCUGGGACUUUAUUCCAUCUGUGUAUGGUUUCAUCCUUUCCGUUCCAGAUCUGACUCCCAACAUUGGCCUCUUCUGGUACUUCUUUGCUGAGAUGUUUGACCACUUCAGUCUGUUCUUCGUGUGUGUAUUUCAGAUCAAUGUCUUCUUCUACACCAUUCCCUUAGCAGUAAAGCUAAAGGAGCACCCCAUCUUCUUCUUGUUCGUUCAGCUUGCCGUCAUUUCUAUCUUCAAGUCCUACCCAACUGUGGGAGACGUAGCGCUGUACAUGGCCUUCCUUCCACUCUGGAGCCACCUUUACAGAUUCCUUCGGAACAUCUUUAUUCUCUCCUGUGUGCUCAUUGCCUGUUCCCUGCUGUUCCCAGUGCUCUGGCAUCUCUGGAUUUACGCAGGAAGCGCCAAUUCCAAUUUUUAUUAUGCCAUCACUUUGACGUUCAAUGUAGGGCAGAUCCUGCUCAUCUCUGAUUAUUUCUACGCCUUCCUCCGGCGAGAGUACUACCUCACUCACGGACUCUACUUGACAAGGAAAGACGGGACGGAGGCCAUGCUGGUUCUGAAAUAA
Molecule: messenger RNA, 1323 nt
Organism: Emys orbicularis (European pond turtle)
Lineage: Eukaryota; Metazoa; Chordata; Testudines; Emydidae
Gene: PIGU
Product: phosphatidylinositol glycan anchor biosynthesis class U
Exons: 12
Coding region: 16-1323 (435 amino acids)
Biological process (GO): attachment of GPI anchor to protein
Cellular component (GO): membrane; GPI-anchor transamidase complex
Source: RefSeq, a predicted model, not a curated record